Pistacia vera is the source of this 1110-nucleotide messenger RNA. RefSeq names its product transcription factor bHLH36. The record is from RefSeq and is a predicted model, not a curated record. Gene Ontology annotation, biological process: regulation of transcription by RNA polymerase II. The transcript is spliced from 3 exons. Gene Ontology annotation, molecular function: DNA-binding transcription factor activity, RNA polymerase II-specific; protein dimerization activity; RNA polymerase II transcription regulatory region sequence-specific DNA binding. Lineage: Eukaryota; Viridiplantae; Streptophyta; Magnoliopsida; Sapindales; Anacardiaceae. Gene Ontology annotation, cellular component: RNA polymerase II transcription regulator complex. Bases 86 to 841 code for a protein of 251 amino acids.
GAUCGCAUACCCUAACAAACGUGUCCUUAACCAUAUCUAACCCUAAGAGACAAACCUUCAGAAACCCUUUUAUUAUUUUUGCACUAUGUUUCCUUUAAACUCAGGUGAUGAGCUGUUCUUCAACGCUUCCUCCAACCCCCACCAACAGUACAAUAUCCCUGAAGAUCUGAUUUGUGGCCGCGAUUCUCAGGAUGCUAGUAAUAUAACCAACAAUUCAGGAAGAAGCCGACGCCGUCGAAAAUCAUGUGUUAUGGACACUGCCGAUGACACUAAUAGUGAUAAUAAUAAGAAGAAGAUGAUGCAUAGAGAUAUUGAGCGCCAAAGAAGGCAAGAAAUGGCCACCCUUCAUGCUUCGCUUCGAUCUUUACUCCCUCUUGAAUAUAUCAAGAAUGUAUGUGACUCUAGAGAAAAGUUGAUGGGGGUUUUUCAGGGAAAGCGUUCGAUGUCGGAUCAGAUGAACGAGGCCGUGAACUAUAUAAAGCAUCUUGAGGUGAGAAUCAAAGAACUGGGUGUCAGGAGAGAUGAACUAAAGAAAUCGUCAAAUUCGAGUAGUCAUGGCUCAGAAAGUGGAAGCUCCGAUCAAAGCGUAUGUCAAAGCAAUAUCAUCGUCAGGCAAAGUCUUGUCGGAGUGGAGGUCGUUUAUGGUUGCGGGUACUGGGAGCAAGGUUUGCCCCUAUCAAGAGUAAUUGAAAUACUGCUUGAUGAAGGACUUCGUGUUGUUAAUUGUAUCUCUACCAAAGUAAGCGAUAGGCUACUUCACACGAUCCAGACUGAGGUGAAUGAUCCAUCAUGCUUCAACCUAGGCGAGCUGCAACAGAAACUAACAAGUGAAGUAGCAUGAUAGCUGUGAUUAUUUCAAAAUUUCCACCCUUAGGCUGCAACAAUCUAACGUUGAACCUGAGUUGUUUGUAAUUAUUCAGUGAGAAUGUUUGAGGCUCCUCGCUUUUCAGGUUUUCGUUAUAAGAAACUUUGGUGGAAUGCGAAAUUAUCAAAAACCUUUUGACCAUCUUCAGUAAAUAUAUCCCACACCUUCAUGUACAGAUUUUCUCUUUGAGCAUUUUGUGCAUAUCUUUUUAUUUGUUUUUCUUGAGCAAAAUUGUGCAUAUCAUU